Molecule: messenger RNA, 6669 nt
Organism: Sardina pilchardus (European sardine)
Lineage: Eukaryota; Metazoa; Chordata; Actinopteri; Clupeiformes; Clupeidae
Gene: hmbox1a
Product: homeobox containing 1a
Exons: 10
Coding region: 243-2021 (592 amino acids)
Biological process (GO): positive regulation of DNA-templated transcription
Cellular component (GO): nucleus
Molecular function (GO): double-stranded telomeric DNA binding
Source: RefSeq, a predicted model, not a curated record
CCCAUGAAACCGCAUAGUGCCUACUGUUAAUAUCAAUAUGGCUUCUGUCUGUCAGACAAAGGCAAAUCUGUCUCGCAUCGAAAUGAAAUCAAUUUAGGAGGACAGCGAGGGCGAGCUAAGCAAACAAAAUCCCCGGUGCAUAUUUGUGUCGGGAAUCAGGGGAAACAGUUACAGUAGGACCAAUACAUUGCCCAGUAAUUAAAUGCUGUGGUGGACAGAGGCCCAAGAUUCACAGAUCAAGAAUGUCUCAUUACACAGACGAGCCUCGGUACACCAUCGAGCAGAUCGACCUGCUCCAGCGGCUGCGUCGCACGGGCAUGACCAAGCCGGAGAUCCUGCACGCGCUGGACACCCUGGAGCGGCUCGACCGCGAGCACUCCGACAAGUUCGGCCGCCGCCCGGCCUCUUCCUCGUCCGCCCCGCCCACCAACAACGGUGCCCCGGCGCUCGCCAACAGCCUAGCCGCCGUCGCCGCCGGCAACAGUAACAGCGGCAUCACCGCCUCCUCCUCCUCCGCCGCCAAGACCUCCAGCCCCCUCGCCUCGUCCAACUGUAACGCCUCAGCCGCCAUCGCCGCGGCAACCUCCACGACCUCCACGGCCACCCAGACGGCCUACCGGGGCGCCGCCCUCUCGCCAUCCUCAGCCAACAACUACGACACCUCGCCCCCGCCCAUGGCGAUGCCGCUCUCCCUGCCCCCGCCCUCCAUGCCCACCCCGAUGCCCGUGCCUACCUCGGCCCAGAACGGGCGUGGGGACGCGAUGGCCGUCAUGCCCAACGGGAAGCUCUCUCCGCCCCGCUACCCCGUCACCAGCGCCCCUCCGCGGCCCUACGGGUACGAGCCGACGGAGGACGAGCUGGACAUCGAAGACAAGGUGGAAGAACUAAUGAGAAGGGACAGUGCCAUAAUAAAGGAGGAAAUUAAAGCCUUCCUGGGGAACCGGCGUAUCUCUCAGGCAGUGGUGGCUCAGGUCACAGGUAUCAGUCAGAGUCGUAUCUCCCACUGGCUCCUGCAACAGGGCUCGGACCUCAGUGAACAGAAGAAACGCGCCUUCUUCCGCUGGUACCAGCUAGAGAAGACCACGCCUGGUGCCACUCUGAACAUGCGCCCCGCCCCUCUGGCCCUGGAGGACAUCGUGGAGUGGCGACAGACUCCGCCUCCCUUAGGCUCCACCCCCGGCAGUUUCCGCCUCCGCCGGGGCAGCCGCUUCACGUGGAGGAAAGAGUGUCUGGCCGUGAUGGAGAGCUACUUCAAUGAUAAUCAGUACCCCGAUGAGGCCAAAAGGGAGGAGAUCGCCAACGCCUGCAACGCAGUCAUCCAGAAGCCAGGGAAGAAGCUGUCGGACCUCGAGAGGGUCACAUCCCUUAAAGUUUACAACUGGUUCGCCAACCGGCGGAAGGAGAUCAAGCGAAGAGCCAACAUAGAAGCAGCAAUCCUGGAGACGCAUGGGAUCGACGUCCAGAGUCCUGGCGGUCACUCCAACAGCGACGACAUCGACGGCGGAGACUACCCAGAGCAGGUGGCCUCGGAUCAAACUCUCGGAGGGAGAGCAGUUGCCAGAGCGUUUGGCUUCAGCAGAGGUGGCCUGUCAUCUCCCACUCAGGUCCCCACUCUGUUGCCGAGCUGGCUCUCCCCUUGGCCCAGUCCGGGCAGGGUGGGCUUGGCAGCUCAGAGGGGGGCAGCUGCUGGUGGCGCCCCCUUGGGGCGACUCUUGGCAGGGCAGCAGGGGCAACAACAUCAACAACAACAACAGCAGCAGCAGCAGCAGCAACCACAGCAGCAGCAGCAACCUCAACCUCAGCAGCAGCAGGCGUCGUCCGAGGGAUCCAGACUGACCGCUGUCUCCUGGUCUCCCUCCCCCCUCCAGGAGGACGGCCCGGCAGGCCACAGCGGCGAGCACCAGGACCCGAUCACGCUAGCAGUGGAGAUGGCCGCGGUCAACCACACCAUCCUGGCCCUCGCUCACCAGGCCACCACGGGCACCGGCGACAUCAAGACCGAGGUGCUGGACGACGACUGAGCCUUCGCCACGCCACGCCACCCGCCACCUGUGCCGUCCCGUCCGACAGACACCCAACCCCCACGAGACACACACACACACACACACACACACACACACACACACACACACACACACACACACAGAACCCCCCCCAACACACUCCCCCGUCCCUUAAAAACACACACACACACACACACACUCACACACAACAUACCCUUGCCCCUGGAGUGUAUGCUGCCGAGCGGCCCAAGGGUGGGUGGGGGUUGAGGUGGGGGUGUGAGAGGGAGCAGAGACGGAGGUGGAGGAGGAGACCUUGUGUGUAGGAGACGGAGUCUGUGUUUGUCAAAUGUGACGUGCCCAGGAGUAGGUGGAAGAUUGGUGCAUUUUGUGAUGUUGGUGAAGUCAACGACCAAAAAAAAAAAAAUUAUAGCAAACAAAAACCAGAUAUAAGGAUAAAAGUAGAGACUCACCACCAUUUUUUUGACAUUACUACCCCCCAACCCGCUCCAAGAAAAAAAUAUCCUCCUCUUACAGCCAAUAUUGUGAUAUGACGCCCCCUAUAGACAGAGGUGUGAAUAGGCAUCCUCGGCAGUUUUCAGUGUCUGUGAAACAGAAACAUAUAUGCUCUUGUCUGUGUGUAACUAAAUCAGAAUAUUCUAAUAAUCUCAGAACCUGUUCAUUUUCCCUGGGGCAUGACGCCAUGUUGCCAAUGCCUUUUUUUCUGUUUGGUACACUUGCCCCAGACAAAUCAACAACUGCCCCACACCCACCCACCCAACCACCUAAACCCCACCCCACCAGCCGACUCCAGAAUCGCUCAGCUGUUUUUCUGUUUCAGUCUCCCUUCCUCCAAGAGGAACUCUUUCUGUACUAACGGGCAGUAGCAUAGAUGCCCCACUCCUGCUGCGCCUAUCUGUGUUACCCCCUUACCCCCUUACCCCCACCCCCCUCAGAUGCCAAGGGGUAUGGAUCAUCAAGAAGCAAACUGGAAAUCAGAUUGUCCGCAUGAUCAAAGCAAUUGUACUUUGUUCAGACACGACAGGUUCUUCCACUAUUUAAGGUUCAUCCUCUCAGUACCACACUGAAGAACAGUUUUAACUCUUUGGGAUUUUUUUUGUCCUAGCUUUUUUCAAAAAGUUCUUAGACAGUGAAAACUCCUCACACGACAGAUAACCUCACACAGAGUCAUGUACAAUAAUAUAUUCUCUGAAGCUGCUGUAGAAUAACCUAUUAUCAGUACAAAUGUUGAAGAGGCCAUACUCCUCAGUUGCAAAUAAUGUGAUGCUAACACAGUGGUCUAACCAGUGGGACUUGGGUGAAAUUAGACAGUAUGAGAGCUUUUAAGGUGGGAUGAGAGAUGUUCAAGGAGAAUGAGAUUUUAAGGUAGCACGAGCAAUCCUAAUGCAGUUUGAGCAAUUUCAAGAUGAUACGAGUGGUUUUAAGUUAGUACGAGCUAGUUCAAAGUGGUAUGAGUGGUUUGAAGAUGGUAUGAGUGAUUUUAAGGUGGUAUGAGUUGUUUUAAGGUGCUUCUUUCGCGCACUCAAAGUGCAGUUGGGAGAAAAUCAACUUCCUGACAAUCAGGUGAUGGAGAAGACCGUGUGACGAGGGACAAGAAAGCGGUGUGUGUGUGUGUGUGUGUGUCUGUGUGUGUGUGUGUGUGCAUGCAAGAGGGACAGAGAGAGAGAGAGAGUGUGUGUGUGUAACAGGUCACUAGUGUCUGGCUCUACCCAAAGUGAUUAUGUGUAUGAUUCCAUGUAAUGGGCCAGAGAGAGGGUGAAAUGAUGAGGGUUCGCAAAUCAUGUGCUAUGUCCACUCUCUUGGGUUAAAGAAAAAAAAAGCUAUCGGACAGGCUGAAGAUGAACGCAUGAUCGUGUCCACGCAUUUUGCUCAUUGUGUUAAAUAACGUAUUUGGCACACUAAACACUUAUUGUAGCCUUUUUCUUGUUUAUCUUUUUGUGAUCGGCAAAGAGAUUAUGGCAACAUACUGUAUGCGAUUAUUUAUUGUUUUUAUACUCCACCCCCCUUCCGCCUCGAGAUUGUCACUUUAGUACAAAAGUACAAAUAGACCCUCCAGUCUCGCGAUGAGAGUGCACAUCCCUCGGUAGGAGAGUCUAUCGGAAAUCUGACAUUAGUUCUUAGUUUGUUGUCAUAAGGUGCUAGUUUAGAGGAAUGACGGCAAACAUGGUGUAGGGAUCUUAUAAGCUGCUGUUAUCAGACCUCAUACGCCAGUGUGUUGAUUGGGGUCUGAAUGUCCUACCAUAGGAACUAUUGGUGCAUUCCAGUAAACUCGUACUUUGAAGUUUGGGCAGAUUGACUUCCCCGAGUUUAGAAGUGGAAACUCCGACUUAGAGUAGUGUUUCAUUGUACUUUUGUUUCCAGUAGGAGGUGGUAAUUCUUGACUUUUGAAUUUGUCUGGAGUUAAUAUCCGACUAACGUGUUUUCUGGAAUGCAGCAUAAAAAAAUUAUUACAUCAGCCCUUCGCCACAACUCAUUGAUUGGCUGUUCAGAAAGCUGUCGACUGUGGACAGCUGUCUUUUCAGCAGUUUUUGGACUACAAGCCCAGUGUAAAACUGGCCAUUGCUGUAAUCUGUCAGCAUCAGUGCUGUGAUAGGGAGCCAAUGGGAUUUUGUGGUCUAAUAAGCUUCUUGUGCAAAAAUCCUAUCGCCAGGAUAGAGUUCUGCAUUAAACAGUUACGUUAGGCCCCUAAUUUAAAUCCACUUUAAGUUUUUUUUUUUUUUUCGGAAUGAGGUUUCUAAAAAACGAAACUUAUAAUGGAUCAUGUAAGAGGUCAAGCCAAAGAGAAUGUUAUUUUAUUUGAUUUCUGCAGCACUUCACACUCCUGCUCGGUUUCAUCCAUCCAUCUUUCCAAACCACGUAGAGAUGCGUCAGGAUAACAGGCAGGAGUGUUAAGAGCCAGAGUACGAAUCAGUAGACCAGAUCUGGAGAGAGAGAGAGAGAAUGUCGGGUUCGCCAACCCCCGGAUCCCCCCUCUUUUUCAUACGUAUGUGGUUUGCUCCAUAGCUCAGUGUUCUGCAAGAGGGGCACUGUCAGGACGGGUCAAACUGAGUGUGUGUGCCCCACUGGGAACGUCCGAGUGUAGGUCUGUCUGAGGGUACGAGGCAGACGAGGACGGGGCCCGGUUGUGGUCACCCAGAACCACCCACUGUGCCACAUGUGACCCAUGACCCUUGACCCUUAGGACGCUGCUUUCAAUGUGAACGGAAAAUGACUAGAUAAGCUUUUUUUUUUUUAGAAAAAAAGAAAUCUACCCCCUUUCUCUUUCCUCAGUAUCUAUUGAAUGAUGGUUAAGCUGGUGUGUGUGUGUGCACCAUGUCCUUUCCUCAGAGCCAAGCCAGACCCCUGCAAUGCUCUGCUUUCAGUAUCUGCUAAACUAAUGCUUACUUCUAUAUCAAGUGUAACUCAAGAGACUAUAUAGGAAAGCUGUUCUAAAAUCAAGAGACAGAGAAAUAUUAUAUAUGUUUUGAUUUCUUUCUUUGUGCAAAUUCUGCCAAGCAGAAAUGUAUAGCAUCAAAUGAACCUUUGUUAUUAUUUUUUGUCAAGAAAUGCUUUAUGUGUUUGAAACACAUUUCCAGUUUCAAACUGUUCUUUAAAACAAUCAUGUUUUUAUUGUUUUCAUGUUUAUCUGUUUUGUAUUUUUUAUUAUCAUGUAUGCACAAUCUGCCUUUUUGCGUUUCCCCCGAGUGUACUCUCUCAAUGGUAAAUUCACCUGUUUUGGGACUUUUUGGACUGAGUAGAAUAAGACAUUUCAGAGCCCUUCUAGACUGCACUGUAGGUAGACCUCAGACAGCUGUGUCCAAAACAAACAAACAAACAAGCAAACAGGCCGAGGUUGCAGCCCCUCGCCCAAGUUGCAGUGCUAAAGCUAAUCUAUACCAUUCUAUAAUACUAUCUUUUUCACUCUCCCUUCAAUCAUGAGGCAUCACUAACCCUGUGGAACUUGUAUAGGCUAUAAUUAAGUAUUAGCCAUGUAGGCACAUCAGCUCGCUUGCUAAUGCCACUUAAAAUGCGGAGAGUUAAGUGCAUGAUGUGCACCAUGCACCCGUUCAUAGUGCACGGGUAGGUAAGCCAAGGUCUUUGGAAACAUAAAUCACUUGUUACUCUUCCUGGACGCUGGUGGUCACUGCUUGUGCGCAUAAUAUAGGCUUCACACAAUAACGUCUCUAGGCUUAAUUAAGUCAACGAAGAACACGGCUUCUGAGCAGAUAGUCCCGAAGGCUCCUGAUAGGCAACAUCCGAGUGCUUGCAAUGGUUCCACGAGGUCCCUCCCCGAAGAGAUCCCCCCCCCCCCCCUCUCGACCCCGAAGGAGGUAGUUUGCCAUUGACCGCACGGGGGUACAGAACGCAGCCGUCUUGGUUUCCUGCCCCUUGUUGAAUAUGUGAAUAUAUUAAAUAUAUUAACAGAUGUUCUAUGAGGUGAAAUGGAUAAAAACAAUUGUUGUAUCAAUUUGAAAUAGUUAAGUACCUGUAUCUUCUCCUAUUUCAGAAUUUAGUGCCUUUUUUGGACAGUAGACUGUUCUGUAAUUACUUUGUAGUAUAAGAUCUAUAUGGCUUUGUUACUUUUUUCUUUCUUUGUUUAUUUUCAAAUCUUUUUUUUUUAAACUUGUGUUUAUUUUAGUAUCGUAUCUUCUAGAGAAUAAAGACUGAA